CCCAGAAUCUCUCUAAACUUUUCUUUAAGGAAAAAAUAAAAUAAAACAAGAAAAAAGAAGAAAAAAAUCGAAGAAAAUGUCAGAUAAUCCUCCUCUAUUUGGAUCGCAACAAGCCUCCCCUCACGGGAGAGAAGGGCAGAUGGCUUCGCUGGAGCAGCUGGUUCUCGAUUUGUGCGAUCGUGAUCUCAGAGAAAACGCCCUUCUCGAACUCUUGAAGAUCGCAUAUUCAUUAUGUCGCCGCGUAGAGCUCGAGGAAAGGGAAUCCGACCGACUGUUCAGAGCUCCGAGGAGGCUGCGCCUGCUGCACCCUCACGUGGGGAAAAGGGUGAUAUUUCAAGAUUUAGCUCCACUAUUGUGGCACUCCUGUGGAACCAUCGCUGCACUCCUACAGGAGAUAGUUUCCAUAUACCCUUUUCUUUCACCACCAAAUCUUUCUCCAAGUCAAUCCAACCGAGUUUGCAAUGUGCUUGCUCUUCUUCAGUGUGUAGCUUCACACCCAGACACAAGGAUUCUGUUCCUCAAUGCACAUAUGCCAUUGUACCUGUAUCCAUUUCUGAAUGCUACUAGUAAGACAAAACCAUUUGAAUAUUUGAGGCUUACCAGCUUGGGAGUUAUAGGGGCUCUUGUAAAGGUUGGUGAUACUGAGGUUAUUGGUUUCCUUCUCCAAACAGAAAUUAUACCUCUCUGUCUGCGCACUAUGGAAAACGGUAGUGCAUUAUCAAAAACAGUGGCGACUUUCAUCGUUCAAAAUGUUUUACUGGAUGAUAUUGGGCUCCGUUAUAUUUGUGCUACAGCAGAGCGUUUCUUCGCGGUAAUUCAAGUAUUAUCGACAAUGAUCGAAUCGCUUUCUGAACAACCCUCUAUGAGGCUUCUAAAAUAUAUAAUUCGCUGUUGUUUGAGGUUAUCUGAUAAUCCAAGGGCAUGUGAAGCUCUGCAGGAUCAUCUUCCAAAGUUGUUGACGGAUAGAACUUUUGACCGCUGUCUCCGUGAAGACCCUUUAACCUGUAGAUGGCUUCAGCAACUUCUAUUGAAUGUUUACGGAGAACUCGGAGCUCAGCAGCUGCAUUAAUCCAAGGAGGUCUUGAACAGAUAAUGGCAAACCCUAGCUAGGGUUUUAAGCUCCGUUUACAUUUUUUUAAAAAAAAGAAGAAAAAAGAAAAAGAAAAUAAGGGCGUCAGGUUCGGCAUAUGCAAUAUUGAGACAACAGGCAUCUGUGAUUUUUUUUUUUUCGUCGUCAAUGAAUAUAAUGCUUGUUUUCUUUA
Messenger RNA from Asparagus officinalis (garden asparagus), 1262 nucleotides. RefSeq names its product cell differentiation protein RCD1 homolog. NCBI's taxonomy places the organism in Eukaryota, Viridiplantae, Streptophyta, Magnoliopsida, Asparagales, Asparagaceae. Gene Ontology annotation, biological process: mRNA catabolic process; negative regulation of translation. The record is from RefSeq and is a predicted model, not a curated record. Bases 77 to 1069 code for a protein of 330 amino acids. Gene Ontology annotation, cellular component: P-body; CCR4-NOT core complex; CCR4-NOT complex. The transcript has 10 exons.